CAAAACCCUAAAAUCUAAAUCAUCAUUUAAUUUAAGAAUAUUUCCUUUGUUUUACCAACGAAUAUUCUUUAAAAUUUGAAAUUAUUAAGCUAAAACGUAGAAGACAGAAACAACAAAGAAGUGUGAAAAAAGCAAACCCAAUCCAAGCCAAAAAAGGGAGAUUGGAGAAUAUUUCAGAAAAAAAUUCUUCCAAAUUUCCCAUCUUUUUUCUCCUUAAUUUUGGGAUCAGUAUUUCAUCUGGGUAUUAUUAUUCAAUCCCAAAAAACCCCAAAACCCCAUAUAUAAUUGAUACAAAAAUUUGACCCUUUUUUUGGGUCAUGAUCUUCUGGGGUUAAGGGUGUGUUUGGGGAGAAAAAAAAAAGAAAAUGGAGAGAUCAGAAGAAAGAUUAGUGUGUAAUAAUGAUGAGAAAUCAAGUUCAAAGUUUCCAUUAACAAUGUGGGAAGUUUCUGCAGCUUUAAUGGUUGUAAUUGCUUAUGGAUUAGGGCUUUUGGGUGUUUAUCUUACCAUGCCACCUUCUGAUUAUAGCUUCCUCAAAUUGCCUCGUACCCUUGAAGACUUGCAAAUUCUUAGAGAUCAUCUCGAGAGCUACACAAGUGACUAUACACUACAAGUAUUGGUUGGUUACUCAGUGGUCUACAUAUUCAUGCAGACGUUCAUGAUUCCCGGAACUGUGUUUAUGUCCUUGUUAGCUGGAGCCCUUUUUGGUGUAUUUCGAGGUUUGGCGUUGGUGCUCUUUACUGCUACGACUGGCGCUUCAUCUUGCUAUUUCUUGUCAAAACUCAUCGGCCGUCCUAUUGUCUUUUCUUUGUGGCCUGACAAGUUAACUUUCUUCCAAGAACAGGUGGCGAAAAGACGUCAAAACCUGUUAAAUUACAUGCUUUUCCUAAGAGUAACACCUACGCUGCCAAAUACAUUCAUCAACAUGGCUUCACCAAUAGUGGAUGUCCCAUACCACAUCUUCGUCUUGGCAACAUUCAUCGGAUUGAUUCCUGCUGCUUAUAUCACUGUCAGAGCGGGAAUAGCUCUCGGAGAGCUACGGUCAGUAGGUGAUCUCUAUGAUUUCAACUCAAUAGCCACACUUUUCUUGAUUGGUAUUGUCUCGGUCACCCCUACCUUGAUGAACAAGAACAAGACAUAACCGAUUCAAUAUCACUGCACGGUUGCACCUCCUACUCGUUAUUACUGAUUCUUGUACAGAUCCUACAGCCCAAUAUGCUGCUCGCUGUCUCUCCUACCUCCACAUAGACGAUGAGUUCGUGGGUUAUGUAAGGACAGCCGCUUAGGGCAUGAUGUCUAACCUUGGAGAACUCUCGAGAUUUAUAUACUGGUUGAUUCUACCACACAGAAAUAUCUUUUUAAGAAUGCUUGUGCCGAUAACUUAGUAUGUAAUUGUGGAGAAUUCCGAAUAGUAAUGGCGGAUUUGCUGGUUGGUUGGUUGGUUUCACAUUAGUAUGUAACAUGAAGUAUGUGAUAAUUCAGAUUGAUUUCAUAUUCAGUAUUGAUCUGGCCUUCUAGACAGCUUCUAAAUUCACAUUCUUGAAUAUACAUCGGUCUUUCAGUGCUUCCAAAGAAUCAUGACUGAAAAUGUACGUGCUAUACAUUUUUGAGGAGAUAAUGGAUUUGGUUUUUUGGAGCAGAUGGAACAAGUUUUAUAUUCUUGAAAAGAUAAAACAGAAGGGCAAACAAAACCAUAACUGGAAAAAUCUCAUACUACAUAAGAGAAAAAUUGAAAAAAAAAAUAAAAUUAUAAAAAAAAAAAA
This is a messenger RNA of Amaranthus tricolor (Joseph's coat), 1761 nucleotides long. RefSeq lists its product as uncharacterized. The record is from RefSeq and is a predicted model, not a curated record. The transcript is spliced from 4 exons. Bases 366 to 1139 code for a protein of 257 amino acids. Lineage: Eukaryota; Viridiplantae; Streptophyta; Magnoliopsida; Caryophyllales; Amaranthaceae.